This is a messenger RNA of Polistes dominula (European paper wasp), 2432 nucleotides long. Its product is annotated as FIGNL1-interacting regulator of recombination and mitosis. Lineage: Eukaryota; Metazoa; Arthropoda; Insecta; Hymenoptera; Vespidae. The record is from RefSeq and is a predicted model, not a curated record.
GACUGUAUUAGAUGAUGUUAUUAUUUUUGACGUUAACGUAGAAUCUGAUAUGACGUCAUUAAUAAACGUAAUAACAUUACUUGGUGCUGUUGCUGCAAAUUUACAAAGUUUAGACAUGAAAUCUUUCGUUAAAGUAACAAUGAUUUUUGGUAAAUUAAAUAUGACUUAUAUCUCUGAUAUUAAAAAAACAUCUCCAGAAAAAAUACUUAUGUCAUUUCAACAAAUAACAGAGAAAACCAAUCUUUUAUAUUCCACAGUUUUGGAUCCAAAUAGUAACACGAAAGAAUGGAUAUUAAGAAGUGCUUGUUUAAUUGUAAACGUCAUUAUUAGAUUGACAUCAGCUUACAAUGAAUAUUUAAAUGAUGAUUUUCUCUUUACGUUGACUGAACUUUUAUUGAAAUUAUAUAGGUGUAUCGCUUUUUUAACAAAAAAUAUAACAAAUGAUACGCUGAAAAAUGAUAUUUCAUCAACAACAACGAAUCUUCUUAAUGCUCUAUUGAAAACUAACAACUUUGAUCAAAUUUAUUUUCAAUAUGGAAGAAAAAAGGAUGGUGAUAAAUUAGGUUUUCAUUUAUUAACACUUGCAAUUUUGGAAACAAUUAAUAAAAUUCCAUAUGAUAAACAUUGUAUUUGGAUGUUAGGAACACAAUCGGUAUUCGAUAUUGUUUUCACAAAUUUUAAUUAUUUACAAGAAGAACUUUAUACAGAAGAAUUGCAAUUCACGAGUAAUUACAGUAUCAAUAAAAAACCAUUACAAGAAGAACUUUAUACAGAAGAAUUGCAAUUCACGAGUAAUUACAGUAUCAAUAAAAAACCAUGUUCUAAUGAUCUUUAUACAAUAACUUUGAUAUCGAUUAGUAAAUUCAUUGUUUCUAUACCUUCCCAAAAUUUCCAUGUUGUUGAAAAAAUAUUAUUAAAACAUCUUUUGAGCGGAUACUUUUGGAAUUCUUUACUGAGUUCUGAUGUUUGGUAUCUCAUAGGACGGUACAGUUCAUCUGAUUUAUGUAGUUCUCACGUAAAAUAUUUAAUGCGCACAUAUGCUGUUUUGAUCGAACGUAACAAUACUUUUGAAGUUUGUAUUUUAAAAAAUUUGAUUAGCAGAUUGUAUAAUUUACUACAAGAAAAUGUAAAGCAUUCUGUAGUAAUCGAAUUAGACGAUAUAGAUACGUGUUUGUGGACACAUUUUUCACAAUUGUUACCUAAUCAAACACGUAUGGUAAUAAGUAAACGUUUAGCUUUUAGAAUUAAUAAUAUUCAAGAUUUAGUUAAUAAUUUUUUCGAAGAACCUAGUGAAAAACACUGGUAUCAAUUGAUGAAAUUAAUACCAGCAACAAAUAAAUUUAGUUCUACAAUGGAUACAAAAAUGUUUAACGUUGUGUCCAAAUUAUGGGAAUUUAUUACAAAUAUCAUCGAAGAAUGCGAGUAUAGAUAUUUAUUUAUAUUAUCUGAUUUUUCCAUGAGUAUACUUGAUGGUACUAAAUACGAAUUUUUUAAUAAAGAUUCGAUCAUUAAUGCUAUAAGUAAUUUAUCUUUGCACGCAUUACCUCAUGCUAAAAUAAAAAUAGCAUAUUAUUUAGAAGAUUUAAUUGCAACAUUUAAGAAGUACGAACCUAAUAAUGUGAUUAACGGAGUUGUAAAGAUACAUUCCAGAUUGUUGGAGGAUGAAAACCCGUGGGUGUAUCAAGAAAAUCUCGAAUGUUUCGAUCGUUUUUCAAGUACAUGUCUUAGCGAAGGACUUGUGGUAAAAAUUGCGGAUACCAUUUCUGGAAAAUCAAAAAUUUGCGAUUCCGUACCUGCAUAUCUGUCGCGCAUGCAAUAUUACAAAUUGCAAGAUGUUCGAGAUAUUAAAGUUUAUUUAUUGUGUUUAAUUAAAUAUUUCCUUAAUGGAAGUACGAGGCAUAUUUGUAUGAAUUUCCAAGAUUCCAAAAGAGAUGUAAAGAUACCAAGGAUAGAAACAGAAACAAUCAAAUGUAAUAUUACAUCUCAAGAACUGAAUGAACGUGUAAAUUCGAUAUGCGAGGAAUUAAGAAAUAUUUUAAAAAGGAAGACUGAUAUCAAUGAAGUUUCUUUGCGAAAUUUGCGAACUGUUCUUACAAGACUUACAGAGUGAAUCAAAUGAUGAAAAAACAAGUAUUUUUCUCGUUUUAGAAGCUGAGCAUAGUGAACAUACUGUUGAACAGUAUUAAAGCAAUAGAUUUCAUAAUCAUUUCAUUUUGUUCUCUUGUUACAGAAGGCUUUCUUAAAAGAAAUAAUGAUACACUUGUUUAACAAUUAUAAUAUCGAAUUUAUUAUGUUAUAAUGGUGUUUUAAUGGUGCUUUGUCAUUUUAUAUAAAAUAGGUGUGAAUCUUAAAUGACACAAUCUUAUAUAUUACUAAAUACAUUAGUAACGGCUUAAUAAGCAAAUACAUUACAUUUUGAUUAAUUAAUAAUA